GGGUCUUGACAUUCUUGACACGGCUUUGGCAAGACAGUGGUGCUGCCGCGGGACUCUAGUCAGGUUCCAACCACUUCACGCACGGCACACAGCCUUGUGCUGCAGCUCAGUCGCUUUCCGCGCUGACGUAUCGUUUCGUCCUACCACUCCUCCAUACCCAUAUCCACACACAAUGGACGCUCCCAAGGAAAGCUACUCCCCCGGAGAGGCGGGCUACGGCCAAUUCGAACCCAAAAUGACCGCCGGCCGCUACAUCGCAACGCGCUUUUCCACACUGAAGCCGCCCAUGGCCAAGGUCCCCAAUCCUAUCCGCCUCCUGCGACUGCUCAACUUCCAACAAUGGAUGUUCUUCCUCGUCGCGUUUUGUGCUUGGACCUGGGACGCGUUCGACUUCUUUACUGUGUCGUUGACGGUGGAGGAUCUGGCUGAGUCGUUUGGGAAGACGAAAACUGACAUCACUUGGGGCAUAACGCUCGUGCUAAUGUUGCGUUCCGUGGGCAGUAUAAUCUUUGGAUUGGCGGCUGAUCGCUACGGGAGAAAGUGGCCGUUCAUCGUCAACAAUCUGCUGUUCAUCGUACUGGAACUGGGGACCGGAUUCUGCACUACAUACAACAGCUUUUUGGCUGUGAGGGCGCUGUUUGGGAUUGCCAUGGGGGGAUUGUACGGCAACGCGGCUGCGACAGCGCUCGAAGACUGCCCCGAAGAAGCUCGUGGUCUCAUCUCCGGCAUGCUCCAGCAAGGCUACGCCUUCGGCUACCUCCUCGCCACCGUCUUCGCUCGCGCGUUCGUCGACACCGUCGGUCACGGCUGGCGUCCAGUAAGCUCCCUCCAUUCUCGUCGUUUAAAGCCUCACACUAAUCCCAUCCAGCUCUUUUGGUUCGGCGCCGGCCCCCCCGUCCUUAUCAUCGCCUUCCGCCUCUGCCUCCCCGAAACGCAAGCCUACCUCGAGCGCAAGCGCAUCCGCGAAGAAACUCCCAACGCCGCCAAAGUCUUCCUCAACGAAGGAAAGGUCGCUCUCAAGAAACACUGGCUCCUCCUCAUCUACAUGGUGCUCCUCAUGGCCGGCUUCAACUUCAUGUCGCACGGCUCCCAGGACCUGUACCCCACCAUGCUGUCCAACCAGUACAACUUCUCCCCCAACGCCGUGACCGUCACGCAGGUCGUCGCGAAUCUGGGUGCUAUUUGUGGUGGCACCGUCAUCGGGUACUGCUCUAGCAUCUUCGGGCGACGCUUCAGUAUCAUCUUCAUCAGCAUCAUCGGAGGCGCUCUCCUCUACCCGUACACCUACACUUCCAGCACGAAAGUCAUCGCCGCUGCCUUCUUCGAGCAGUUCUGCGUCCAGGGCGCCUGGGGCGUCAUCCCCAUCCACUUGAUGGAGCUGUCCCCUGGCUCGUUCCGCACCUUCGUCGUGGGCACCUCGUACCAACUCGGUAACCUGGUCUCUUCAGCAUCCUCGACAAUCGAGUCUACCAUCGGCGAGCGGUUCCCGCUGCCGCCCAAGGGCAAGGUGAAGAGGUUUCAGUAUGGCAAGGUCAUUUGCAUCUUCAUGGGAUGCGUGUAUGUAUAUGUCAUUAUCCUUACACUGAUCGGGCCCGAGUACAGGGGGAGGAGCAUGGAUGUGCAUGCGGAUGAGGACAUGGCGGAGGCGGCGGGACAUCAUCACGAGAAGCGUGUACAUCGGGAGUCGACUGAUGGCAAGGAUUUGGGCGGGGCGGAGGGCAUUGAGCGGGUGUAAGGCUCAGAACCAAGUGACGGACAUGGACGGAGGGAGAGUGUGCGUUGUGGAACGAGGGUAGCAAGCCCAACGGAUAAGACACAAUGUGCUAUGCAA
Molecule: messenger RNA, 1831 nt
Organism: Paraphaeosphaeria sporulosa
Lineage: Eukaryota; Fungi; Ascomycota; Dothideomycetes; Pleosporales; Didymosphaeriaceae
Product: sugar transporter family protein
Exons: 2
Coding region: 173-1735 (520 amino acids)
Biological process (GO): plasma membrane lactate transport
Cellular component (GO): plasma membrane
Molecular function (GO): secondary active monocarboxylate transmembrane transporter activity
Source: RefSeq, a predicted model, not a curated record